This is a messenger RNA of Fundulus heteroclitus (mummichog), 3218 nucleotides long. RefSeq names its product mannosidase, beta A, lysosomal (gene manba). The record is from RefSeq and is a predicted model, not a curated record. The coding region runs from base 90 to 2759 and encodes 889 amino acids. Lineage: Eukaryota; Metazoa; Chordata; Actinopteri; Cyprinodontiformes; Fundulidae. The transcript has 17 exons. Gene Ontology annotation, molecular function: beta-mannosidase activity. Gene Ontology annotation, biological process: carbohydrate metabolic process; glycoprotein catabolic process.
CACGUGACAAACACGGAAGUGCCCCUGACACCUGACAGCCCGCAGUCAAAAGCCCACCGAGCUCCCUGCGUACAUGCCAUGCCUCCUCCAUGGCGCGGCUUGUGACUCCGGUGAUCUGGGCUCUGUCCUGGCUGGUUUUCGGGGUCCUGUCGUCUCCUCCUCCGGCGUGGGAGCAGCGGCUGGAGCGCAGUCUGAACGGCAAAUGGAGGCUGUCCAACUCCAACAGGUCGCUGCUUCUGCCCGCAGCGGUGCCUGGCUGCGUUCACUCCGCCCUGCAGCAGCAGGGAUACAUCCAGGACCCAUAUUUCAGGUUUAACGAUCUGUUGUAUCAGUGGAUCGCCCUGGACAACUGGACAUACAGCACCACGUUCACCGUUCCUCCCCAGAUGAGGGUCAAACAGAAGGCGCUCCUCAUCUUCCACGGCGUGGACACUGUUGCGUCCAUCUCGCUCAACAGCGUCGCCCUGGGGACGACGGAUGACAUGUUUCGCAGAUAUGACUUCCCGGUCAGAGAUCUGCUGAGAGACGGCGAUAACGUGCUGGAGGUCGGCUUCGUCUCGCCGGUCCUCUACGCCUCGGAGCGGAGGAAAGCUCAUUCCUCCUACGCCGUCCCUCCUGAAUGUCCGCCCGACGUCCAGAAAGGGCAAUGUCACGUCAAUUUUAUUCGAAAGGAGCAGAGCUCUUUCAGCUGGGACUGGGGACCUUCCUUUCCCACUGUGGGCCUGUGGAAAGGAGUUCGGCUGGAGGCGUUUGACGUCCUGCAGCUUAUCCAGCUUUCCUCUCUUCCUCUGUACGAUCGCAGCGGCUCCCGCUGGAGGCUGCGGGUGGAGCUUCUCGUUGACGCGGUCCAGACGUUGGACAGCAAAGUCGAGCUCUCCGUCCCCGGGCUGGCCUCCAAACGCACGCUUCCCGUGCGCUUUCUCCAGGGAAGGUUACAGUACAACUUCACCGUAGACAUCAACCAGAGCAGAGAGGUGAAGCUGUGGUGGCCCAAUGGACAUGGGGAUCAGCCCUUUUAUCUUCUCGCUGUCAGGGGAUUUCUGGGGAAGUUUCUGAUCCUGAACAAAGAAUCCAAGGUGUUUUUCCGCACCGUGGAGCUUAUCCAGGACCCAGUUGUUGGAUCUCCGGGCUUGAGCUUUUACUUCCGCGUCAACGGCAGGCCCGUUUUUCUCAAAGGGUCCAACUGGAUCCCGGCUCACUCCUUCCAGGACCGAGUGACACCUGCUAGCUUGAGAAGCCUGCUGCAGUCUGCCGCCGACGCCAACAUGAACGCGCUCCGGGUCUGGGGGGGAGGAGUGUACGAACAGGACCUGUUCUACGACAUCUGCGACGAACUGGGCAUCAUGGUUUGGCAGGACUUUAUGUUCGCCUGUGCCAUGUACCCCACUGAUGAUGACUUCAUACAGACGGUGAGGGAGGAGGUCACCCAGCAGGUCCGCCGCCUGAAGUCGCACCCUUCCAUAAUCGUUUGGAGUGGGAACAAUGAAAAUGAAGCUGCCCUGGCAACAAACUGGUUCAGCAUCCCAGCUUCCCUGAAGCCUGUAUACAUAAAAGACUAUGUGACUCUUUAUGUGAACAACAUAAGGCGGAUUGUGCAGGAGGAGGACCCGAGUCGGCCGUUUCUCGUCUCCAGUCCGACCAACGGAGCCGAAUCCGAGCAGGAGGGCUGGGUGGCGGCAAACCCGUACGACCCUCGCUACGGAGACGUUCACUUCUACAGCUACGUCCACGACUGCUGGGACUGGAGAUCUUUCCCCCGGACACGUUUCGCCUCGGAAUACGGCUUCCAGUCCUGGCCGUCCUUCUCCACUUUGCAGCCGGUUUCUGUCCAAGAGGACUGGAGCUACGGCAGUGAUUUCACAUCCCAUCGCCAGCAUCACCAAGAGGGGAACCAGCAGAUGUUGCAGCAGGCCGCGCUCCACUUCAUCUUGCCCAACUCCACCGAUCCACUGAAGAGAUUCACAGAUUCUCUGUACAUCACGCAGGUCAUGCAGGCCGAGUGCGUGAAGACUCAGACAGAGUUUUAUCGGAGAAGUCGCAGCGAAAUCGUCGAGGGCAAAGGUCACACCAUGGGCGCUCUCUACUGGCAGCUCAACGAUAUCUGGCAGGCGCCUUCAUGGUCAUCAAUCGAGUUUGGUGGGAAGUGGAAAAUGUUGCAUUAUUUUGCUCAGCACUUCUUUGCCACCGUCCUUCCUGUUGGCUUUGAAGACGACGACACGCUAUUCAUCUACGCCGUCUCCGAUCUGAGCCGUGACCUGAAGCUCAGGGCUGUGGUCACCGUGUACGCCUGGUCAGACCUGGAUUCUGUUUGCACGUUGACGUCAAACCUGCUGCAGGUGCCCGGAGGCAGUGCUGUGGCCAUUUUCAGGCAGUCUGUCGCCGCCCUGCUGGCAGGAUGCGGCCGCUGCACCCGCCUCACCUGCCUGCUCACCUUCCACCUACAAAAUGAAGACGGCAUCCAGCAGGGUCCUACCAACCGCCACUUCCUCUGCAAACCCAAAGACGCUCAGGGGCUCCAGAGACCCAACAUUACUGCAAAGGUCCGAGAGGAUGAGUCGGGCUUCGCGGUUGCCCUUCACUCCGCCGCCGUGGCUCCCUUCGUCUGGCUCGACGUUGGAAACGUCCCGGGUCGCUUUAGCUCCAAUGGCUUCCUGAUGGUCACAAGAAACACAACCAUCAGCUUCGAAGCCUGGCGUCCCACCAGUGCAGCAGAACUAUCCAGAUCCCUCACAGUCACAACUUUAAUGGACUUGUACUGAUCGGAGACUGGACUGUAGUUCUGUUUUGGGCUUCGUUCCCAGCUGUUCAUUAAAAAUGUUCUACUCUUAAGGGACUCUCGAAUGUGUGACAGAAGCUGUCGAUACAUCCAUCUUAUUUUUGUUUCCUUAAACUUGUGAAACAAUAAAUGUAGGAUUACGUGCCAUAAUGUGUUGGCUGCUAUCACAACAGGGCGAGGCCCCGCAUGAGGUCGGUACCAGAGCAUCUCAGGGACUUUUAGUGUACGUGGAGAUUUCAUACUCCCUUGUCAGUAGUGCAUUGAUGUAGAAUUAAAUUUUUUUUGCAUUGUUUUGCACAUAUUAGAUCAUAUUACAAAGAUGGACGCUUCCUAUCCUAUCAGAAAUGUUUUGUACCACAGACUAAUGCUUGGAUUUGAAGAGCUUUAAGCCAUUGAGUUACUUUUUCACAAUGUUUUCACAAUAAAAAUCUGUCCAUCCAUC